AUGCGAUCAGCAGGAGCAGGAUGCGGCUGCCCUGAUUCUUCUUCAAAUGGCAGACCCAAACUGGGACAAGACGAGGAAAUCAAGGACAAGAAACCCGAGCAGAAAAUCAAGGGCGAGGAAGCUGAGCCGGAAGCUCAAGCUACUCCUGCCUUGGUCGUCGGCUCCUCCAGUGCUUCGCAGUCCAGCCCAGCCCCGAGCACUCCCUCUUCUGCAUCGUCUUUCUCGGUCAAAGGCGCCUCCUUUGCAGAAAUCGACGCACACCAACAGACAAUUCAGCAGACUCGCGCCGCCUUGACACCCACGCAACGAGCCGCUCUCAACCUCAAGGAGUACUCUCACUACGACCUCGCCGGCAACAAGAUCGGCACCCUGUGGCAGACUAGAGCCGAACAACGUACAUUCCGCCAAACCCAGAGAAGAAGAGGUGCAAAGACUGUUCGUGCUGGUACUACCAACGGAAUGAAGCUCAACAGACGUUGUUAA
Molecule: messenger RNA, 483 nt
Organism: Aureobasidium uvarum
Lineage: Eukaryota; Fungi; Ascomycota; Dothideomycetes; Dothideales; Saccotheciaceae
Source: the annotation of a GenBank genome assembly